Zymoseptoria tritici IPO323 is the source of this 1509-nucleotide messenger RNA. RefSeq lists its product as uncharacterized. NCBI's taxonomy places the organism in Eukaryota, Fungi, Ascomycota, Dothideomycetes, Mycosphaerellales, Mycosphaerellaceae. The transcript is spliced from 3 exons. The coding region runs from base 1 to 1509 and encodes 502 amino acids. The record is from RefSeq and is a predicted model, not a curated record.
AUGGCAGACCCAACCAACGAUCGUGGGACCAAUGCACCGAACAAUCAACAUCGACCAGAAACACACCAAGCCGUCAUGCAAAGAAGCACCCAAGAUGACCAGCAGCUCAAUUCGAUACUCCAGCCACUGGCCGCCAUCGAUAUGAAAACCUUCACGAGCUGUGAUCCACACUCCCAACUGCAACAAUGGAAGCUUCACGCUGCCAAGGCGAAGUUCGUACCCGAUCUCGCCUGCAAGGUGAUGAAUGCGGCAUCAGAACAGCUCGAGAAGAUCAAGACUUUACUGAACACUCAGCGAUCACAUUCACGCACCUCAUUAAGCAUCAUCCGCUGCAGACAUAUCUACGCACGCACUCUUCCACUUGGAACUAAACCUCUACCUCCACGUCCUCCAGAGCAGGACCCUCAGCCGCUAGUUCGGCUGCGUCAUUGCCAGACAAGCAGCGAUCUUGCCGAGCAAAGCAAGAGCGAGAUGGAUGAUCACAUCAACAAAGCCCGUGACACCAUUGCUAAACAACAGCGUGAAGCGGAGGAACACCUCGAAAAAUCACGUCCGAACCAUGCUCAGAGCCAGUUUGUCGUUGACAUGGCAUCCCUCUUUGACAGCGAAAGCUGCAAGCGAAAGGACGCCAUCAUUCAGGGCAAGGACGACAAGAUUGCCGAGCUGGGUAAAUCCAUUCAAGAUAUGAGAAUCGAACAGGGUGUGCAGCCGGGAAAGAUCAUUGAGUUGUCGAACAAGCUCAAGGCCGAAUCGGAUUUGCUCACCAAAGCGAACGGAAUCACCGAUACAGUACGUAGGGAGCUGAAUGAAGAGAAGCAGACUACCGCACGCCUGCAAGGCGAUCUUACCGCCCGGAAAGAAGACGAAGAGGCCAGACCCACGCAUUCCACGUACCAAGCGCUCCUGCGACGCAAUGCUACCGUGGAGGAACAGCUGCUGCAGUUUAGUGGUGUCGAGUCAGGAGACAUCACGAGAAGCAAUCACUACCUCUCACGCGAGAACGAACGAUUGAGAGCACUUCUGGGAACACCACUUUCUGUGUCGAGUUCGACGCCUGCACAUUCCUUGCAUUCGUUCUCGACCGCCGGACUCUCACCUGCUCCGCAAGUGAUGUCACGGCCGCCGACAUACGGUACUGGAACGCCACAACAUCAUGCUUCUUCGUCCUCAUCGGGAUUCCCGUCUGCUCCGCCGUCCAUGUCAUCAUCGAUACGUGCUACGGAAAACUCGCCGUGCCCACCGAGUGGAUCCGUCUUCACUUUGCAACCAAUGUCGUUCCCAUCAACGUAUGACCCGAACCAUACACAUGGUGACGACCCUUUGUUGGCGACUAGUGGCGUACAAUCUGGUCUGCCUGGAACGCCCGCGCCAGUGGAUCAACAUGCGUCCCAGCAAGCAAAUAAGAGGCGUCGCACGGAUAGCAUGCCGCAAGAGGAGCAUGCUGCCAUGGCCAUGUCGAGGCUUGCAGCCAGUCCAGGGCAUCGCCUGACCCAGCUACACGAUCACUGA